Molecule: messenger RNA, 1362 nt
Organism: Rhipicephalus microplus (southern cattle tick)
Lineage: Eukaryota; Metazoa; Arthropoda; Arachnida; Ixodida; Ixodidae
Source: RefSeq, a predicted model, not a curated record
AUGGCAAUACAGCAGAAAGUUAUGUACGAUCGCCAACUUGAUAAGGUUUUCGGUCUCGUUGACAUGGGUCCUGAGCAGCAAUCAUGUGCAACAACGCCUGAAGUGGCGAACAGGUUGUCGUGCUUCGUCCUGCGAGGGCUAUCAACUGCCUAUGUAAUAAGAGUUGGGUACUUCUUUACCCGGUGCCUGAGGAGUGAGCAACUUCGUUCUAUGACAAUGAAUGUCAUGAAGGCAGUCGAAGAUGUGGGUUUCCGUGUAGCGAGGAUUGUUACCGACGAUCACCAGUCAAAUGUUGCGCUCUUCAAGAGCCUUUCCGAGGACGGAAUGCUUGCGUAUGUAGUGCCAUAUCCAUUGCGACAAGGUGAUCCUCUUUUUUUGUCUUUUGAUCCGAAUCCGAAAUUUCGUGAUCUUGAAUGUAUGAGUGCAACCACAAAUAUUCUUGUGGAAAGAGAGAUGAUGGACGGAGAUAAUCUAAUUCAAGGUGGACUGUACUUGAAGAAGUUACUCAGCAUUCAGUCAAAGCUACUCGCAAAGCCAGUGAGGUUCCUAACACAGUCACACGUUGAACCGAACUUGGAAAAGAUCAAAGUGUCAAGGGCUACGCAAGUUUUCUCCCCAGUCGUAAUAGCAACGCUUGAGUUCCUACAUGAAAACCCGCAAUGCCACCCUGAUGCGACAGAACUUCAGGACUGUUUGCCCACCAUGACCUUCAUGAAAAUGGUGUCGAAGUGGUAUGACCUUCACAAUAUUGGCGCUGUGAAGCCGCGCGGUCAAAAGGAAGAACCAUUCUACUUGAUCGACGACGACCGUCUUUCGUGGCUUGAAGUAGACUUCAUCACGUACAUCGAGGAGAUUCAGCUUUCUGGUGGCAAAACAAAAAAGAAAAUGACAAAAGAAACAUGCGAGGCAACGAUAAUGACGACGAGGUCAACUGUAACAUUGAUUUCACAUCUAUUAGACAACAACUUUCGCUACGUCUUGACCCGUGCCUUGAACAGCGACCCCGUGGAGUCUCUCUUCAGUUGCUUUCGACAGUUUAACGGAGGCAACGAUAGAGUUGAUGCAAGAACCGCGGUCUUUACAGCAGCAAAGUUGUUAAAGGUUGCAAUCCUCCAAACUGGUAAGAGUGGAAACGCUCCCCAUAGCUCCGAAACAAAUGCACCUCUAAAACUCAAAGCCCGAGAAGGCAACACCGCGGCCGUGCCACUUGUGGUCGUCCUCGGUGCUAAGCGGCUUUCCUAUGAGCUAGAAGUAUUAAAUGCUUGGCUUGCUGUGCCGGAUGACCUCGAUCUAGCACCCCUAGUAUACCUGGCCGGAUACAUCGCGCGUGCAUGUGAGGAGAAGCGCACCAGCCAGUCUUAA